This is a messenger RNA of Helianthus annuus (common sunflower), 678 nucleotides long. RefSeq lists its product as uncharacterized. Lineage: Eukaryota; Viridiplantae; Streptophyta; Magnoliopsida; Asterales; Asteraceae. The transcript has a single exon. The record is from RefSeq and is a predicted model, not a curated record. Bases 1 to 678 code for a protein of 225 amino acids.
AUGGACGUUGCUCCCCCUACAGAUUUCGACUUCAGUUUCGCAUCACACGCUGACACUUGCUACACAAGCGCCCCCUCCAGUCCCACACGACUCACGGAUUUGUAUCGCGGGUUUGACGAGCUGUUGAUCGCAGCCGAUGCUAACCGCGCCAGUUCUCUUGCCACCAUCCCGUUUGCGUGGGAAGAGAAACCCGGAGUACCCAAAACACCCUCCAACUUACCUGAAGACGACGAUUUUACAUUUGAUGUAAGUUGUCGUUUUGAUAGUGAGAGAGAAAGAGGCAGAGAGAGAGGGUUUUCAAAUUCUUCAAGAAGCAGGAGAACGAGAUCGUUGUCCCCGCUUGGAACCUCUUAUCAGCGGCGACAAGUGGCGCCUUCAUCUCCUGCGCCUUCAUCAAAUAAUGGGUCUAGAAAAUGGAGUUUGAUGGAUCUUUUGUUGUUUAGAAGUGCUUCGGAUGGUCGAGCAAUGGACAGAGACCCGUUGAAGAAAUACUCUACCAAUUUUAGAAAGUGUGAUCAAGAUAUCAGGAACCCUGGAUCAGUGUCGAAGCGAAGGGGGCGAGUAUCAGCUCACGAGCUACAUUACAAUGUGAACUGGGCGGUUUCGAAUGACAUGAAGAAGAAAACAUAUUUGCCGUAUAAGCAAGGUAUUCUUGGAAGACUCUCCUUCAAUCCGUAA